UCCUGCUUGUAGCUGCCGCGGCCCUUGGACUUUACUUUUGGACCACAAGAACGCAAAUGAGACAUUUUGCUUUGUUUGCAGCAGACAUUGACAGUACCAUUCUAAAAGGUGCAUCUGCAGAUGACACAACAUUUUCUUCUCAGUUACCACUACCAACCACUGCUCCCAAACUUAAAAGUGUCACGACGAGCCCUGAAAAUUGGUGGGAUGAAGUGGAGGGAGAACGCAUAACUGAAAGCGCUAAGAACACUGUGAUGCAGGGACCUACUGGGAAUAUUUCUGAGGAUAUGUCACAUGAGAUGGACAACGAAACUAACAGUUUCGAUCAGCUUUGGGAUUCUGCGUCUGAAAGCGAGCCACUUCUCAGAAAGAACACCGAGAAAUCUCUACCUCCUUUCACCGAUGUUCUGAAGGAAUCUUUGAGGGAAAUGUCUCCAUCUUCUAACAUCGGGAAUGCCAGUAAUAAACAUGAUGUGCCUAGCAAGUCGCAAACGAUAGAUGGCCGCAAUCGUGUAGUUAGCGAAAGAGCUAACGUCUUUGAGACAUUGUUUGAAGAAGACCGGGAAGAUCCAGGGGAGUUUCCGAUAGGGACGGCUUGUCCAUAUAUGGGUAUGAGAAAAUUUAAAAGCACGAAACAGCAGAUGAAACAGAAAGAGAACGUAUCAUGCGUUGCACACGUAUCGACGGAUGAGGACUGUCAAAUGGCAAAUAAAGAAUAUAGAAAUCACCAAAAAAUUCCUCAGUGCAAUGAAGGGCCUGAGAAAGAUAUUUGCUCAAUUGAAGAAACAUGGCGAGCAAGUCCCGAAAGUAAGCUAACAAUUCAAUGUGACCUAUCAAUUUGCAAGGGACAUCCCGUGAGCGUCACGGGAAUUCACCCGUUGGAGGGCGUGGUGGACAAAGAGAAAGAGGGAUAUACGUUUAACAAUUCCACGGCUCUUGAAAGAUUUCUGGGACACUUUGUAAUCGUGAACACGUUACGCAAAUUUAGCUUCUGCUUUCUUCGAUGCAAAACAGGGCGUAAGAAAUACGCCCAGCAAAUCCUGAUGUUUCCUCCGUUAUUAGAUAUAGAGGACUCAGAAUUUCUACCAGAUAAGAAAGAUCCCAGUCUAAUAAACAUCAACAUCGUAAUGCUGGAUUCAGUAUCGCGCGCACAUUUUUAUCGUUCGCUGCCUAAAACAGUCAGCACGCUGCGAAACAUUGUUUACAAUAAGUCAAUAAAUGCAACAGUGCUAGACUUCGAGUUAUUGCAAAGUUCAGCGCCGUUCACCUUUCACAAUAUCAGAGCCUUUAUGUCUGGGAAAAGCGAUUUCGACUACAUUGAGCAUUCAAACGGCACAUACCAAAUAGAGGUGCUGUAUAAGAAGAUGAAGAACCAAGGUUAUUACACUCUCUUGCAAGAGGAUAGCUGCUGGUUUGACGAGUGGGGAUCCUUAUUCACCAACAAUAUAUUUCAAAACAAGACACCUCACAGUCGAAAGGAAUUCCAAAAUCGCUGGAGCGGAUUUCAGGAUGUGGUAAACGGUUAUCAUGUGGAUGACUACGGCCUUUCGUAUUCAUCAUGUGACGUUUUCAAACAGUACAAUGUAACUAACCAAUUUAAUCGGCCGCUCAAAAUUUGCUUCGGGGGUAAAGUGUAUUCUGAGCUUUUCUUGGAUUAUUCCCUUAGUGUCUUUCAAGGAUAUAUUGAUUCCGGUAAAAGACAACCAAUAUUUGCCUAUACACAUCUGAAUGCCGGACAUGAAGUAACUGGAACCCGCAUAAGACAAAUUGAUUACGCUGUAUCAGGGUAUUUACACGCUAUAGCGCACGAAGAAGACACUCUGACACUUGUUUUCUCCGAUCACGGACCAAAAACCACGAAGUUCUCGUUCCAAACAAUGGAGGGGCGAGGAGAGAUUUACGAUUCGUUGCUAUUUGCUAUAGUUCCAGAAAACGUGGCUAAUAUUUUAGGAUUACGACGCAUGCGUGCGAUGAUCACAAACCAGAAGCGUCUUCUAACAACUUUGGAUCUUCACAACACAGUGAUAUCGAUCGGAGAUUCUGAAAGGUCGACUUCCGAUUCUUAUUUGAAGGAAGGUCUCUUCUCAGAAAUACCAGCCAAUCGUACAUGCGCUGAUCUAUCGAUCAAACCUUCAGCUGUUUGCAAGUGCGAGGGGUGGGACCAAAAGUUUCCUGAUAAUGACCCUCAAUUUAUAUUCCUCGCCGAAUUUGGUUUGGGACUACUUAACAAUAAAAUUCAGGAUGAUUAUCUCACAACUCCCGAUGCUGCCGGGGGGUUUGGAAAAUGCCAACGUUUAGUUGGACAUCGUUUUGAAAAAAUACGCAGGAGGAAGGUUGGUGAAGAGUAUUUUUUGACUAUGGAUCUAAUUGUACUACCAGGGAAGGAGAUAUUUGAAAUUCAAUUGAGAUACCCUUUAGGAGUCUUAGCAGAAAGGCGGAAGACUUUUCCCGCUCUAAUGGGAAAGCGGAGAGUGAGUAUAUAUCGCAAAUACGAGAAAUGCGUCGAUGAACAUGUAAAGGUGCAAUUAUGUGUUUGCGAUUCGCAUCACUAUGGAAGAAACAUAAGCAAUAAUAAUGCGUGGAAAUGGUUCGAGGUUAGAACCGGAUCAGAGGUAUUGGAAACCGUGUUUAGAGCAAAUAGUUUUGGUACAAACUCUGAAGUCAAAGACUUAAGUGAGUCGUGCUUGUUAUUAGUAACACGGAAACGUAAAAACCUUAGCGUAGCCUUCGAAGUAGCGAACGCUUGCAAGAGGCGAAGGUACAAAGUCAGAAUUACAGGGAGAGGAAACGGAAAAACCUUAUUAACAAGAAAACUGCCUUUUUCUAUCAUGCUGGAACCAAACACAGUGCACUUUGCACUGAGCGUUCAUUACGUGGAAAAACCUUAUGGUUUUUACCUAAAGACAUCAUUUGUGGGUUAUAAUGUUUGACAUUAGUCUGUCAGCUUAUAGACCAGAAACAUUAAUUUAAACUUAAUUCGAAAACACAUUUAUUUGAUAAAUCAACAAAAUGAAACUUUUUAAAUGUUAUUACCUUUGUCUAAUGUUUUAAGUGUAUUGUAAAUAGAGCCUAAGGGACUGUAAAUAUAUUCUAUCUGUGUGA
Pocillopora damicornis (cauliflower coral) is the source of this 3102-nucleotide messenger RNA. RefSeq lists its product as uncharacterized. The record is from RefSeq and is a predicted model, not a curated record. Lineage: Eukaryota; Metazoa; Cnidaria; Anthozoa; Scleractinia; Pocilloporidae.